Messenger RNA from Helianthus annuus (common sunflower), 891 nucleotides. Its product is annotated as 50S ribosomal protein L24. Gene Ontology annotation, biological process: translation. The transcript is spliced from 6 exons. Lineage: Eukaryota; Viridiplantae; Streptophyta; Magnoliopsida; Asterales; Asteraceae. Gene Ontology annotation, cellular component: mitochondrion; ribosome. Gene Ontology annotation, molecular function: structural constituent of ribosome; RNA binding. The record is from RefSeq and is a predicted model, not a curated record. Bases 162 to 641 code for a protein of 159 amino acids.
AUGUAACUUUUUUUUUAUUUUGAAAGAAACAUUUAAAACCCAUUUUAGGGUUUCAUUUUGCAGCGACAGAUCCGACUUGUUUCAUCCUUCACCCGCCUAUUCAUCGCUGAUUCUUUGAGCAACAAUCAAUCAAUCCAGAUUCGUAUUUCACUAAAGAGACAAUGGGAUGGAAAGCUGCUCAGAAGCUCAUACAUCACUGGAAGAUUUUGAGAGGAGAUAAUGUGAUGAUAAUUAGGGGCAAAGAUAGGGGUGAGACCGGCAUGAUAAAACGUGUGAUUCGCUCUCAGAAUCGUGUUAUUGUCGAGGGAAAGAACCUGGUAAAGAAACAUAUAAAGCAAGGGCAAGGUCAUGAAGGUGGGAUCUUUACUGUAGAAGCCCCUCUUCAUGUCUCAAAUGUUCAAAUUGUUGAUCCAGUUACAGGGCAGCCUUGUAAGGUUGGAAUAAGGUAUCAAGAAGAUGGUACUAAAGUAAGAGUUUCAAGAGGCAUAGGAGCAUCAGGGUCGAUUAUUCCUCGUCCCGAGAUUUUGAAAAUUCGGACUACUCCACGCCCAACAAUCGUGGGGCACAAGGAUACUCCUAUUGAGCUGGUGCAGGAGAAGACAUAUGAUGCUAAAACUGGUAAGGGCAUGCCAGAUCUUUAAUAAACCAAUCAGGCAGACAAAGCAUGUUUUAAGUGACAUUGCUAAUGAACAUGUUUGUUUAUUUGUUUUGUUUUCUGAGUGUCAUAAGAUAUAUAUCAUUUAAUAUGUCACAAUGUUUUUGUUACACAUGGUGGCCUCUAACCAGCGAAAUCAGGUAAGUCGCAGCUUGUUCUGAGACGUGGAAAUCAGAUUGUAAUCGUAUUUGAAAUCAAACCAAAUUCGAAUUUGGGUUUAACAAAUAUCUUUAGUA